UGCGAGCCAUGCAGUUGCAAGGUUCCAUGUGCCAAGGCCACGUGUGAAUACACCCAGCCCAUCUCUCGCCCCCUCUGCCCCUUCUGCCCCCUUCUGCCCCCUCUGCCCCCUCCGCCCCGUCUGCCCCCUGUGCCUUCUGUCCCUCUCUUGCUCAAAUGCCGCAGCCGUCAGUACGAGCCGUGCAGCUGCAAGGGUCCAUGCGCCAAGGCCACCUGUGAAUACACCCAGCCCAUCUCUCGCCCCCUCUGCCCCCUCUGCCCCUUCUGCCCCCUGUGCCUUCUGUCCCUCUCUUGCUCAAAUGCCGCAGCGUCACGUCAGUACGAGCCGUGCAGCUGCAAGGGUCCAUGCGCCAAGGCCACCUGUGAAUGCAUCAUGAGGGGGUGCUUCUGUGAGAAAUACUGCGGCUGUGCCCAGGCGUGCAAGAACCGCUUCAGAGGUUGCAACUGUGCCAAGAGCCACUGCUCCUCGCGCCUCUGCCCCUGCUUUGCUGCCUCUAGGGAGUGCGACCCUGACCUCUGCCGCAACUGCUGGGUCGACUGCGGGGAUAACCGUGAGGGGGCUGUGCUGCCGCUGCCACCGCCUGUGAGGGAGAAAAACUACGACUGCCACAACAUGCGACUGCUGCUGCGCCAGCACCAGCACAUUCUCCUGGGCCCCUCGGACGUGGCUGGCUGGGGUGCCUUUCUCAAGAAGGAGGUGGCGAAGAACGACUACGUGGGGGAGUACACAGGCGAGCUCAUUUCGGAGGCGGAGGCGGAGAGGAGGGGCAAGAUAUACGACCGCAUCAACUGCUCCUUCCUGUUCGAUCUCAACAAAAAGUAUGUGCUGGAUGCGUUCCGUCGAGGCAACAAGCUUAAAUUCGCCAACCAUUCGCUCUCGCCAAACUGCCAUGCCAGGGUCAUUAUGUCUGGUGAGUCCCAUGCUGUCGCAGUGAUAGACGCGCGCAUGGGGGCUUCUCAUCCCCGCGGACGCUCCGCCAGGAUCUCCGCUGAUAGUAGGAGAUCCGCGAUGGUUCCCGGCGCCACUGGCGCGCGUACGCGCUUCCCGCCAAGUUCUCCUUCCGCCCAUCCCCUGCGGACCCUUUACCCCGCUUCCGCCCACGCUUCCGCCCGCGCUUCCACCCGCGCAUCCGCCCGCGCUUCCGCCCACGCUUCCGCCCGCGCUUCCGCCGCCACGCCCUUCACCUCGAUGAUGUCCGCGAUACUGUUCUCCUCGUUACUGUUCGCCGCACUAUUAGUCACUCCAGCGAUUGCCCAGGGGGCAGAUGCGGCCUCCACCGGAUGUACCGUCUCCGCGUCGGCAGUAUCCUGCCCGGCGGGCUUCGCGGGCCGCGCAUUCGCGCUCAAUGCGCAAGCGUACAUCGCGGGCGCAGGCCGUGAAAACGCGCUCGUCCUGGGCGCGGGCGGAACCGCGGAUAAGGGAUCCGCGGGUUCCGCAUUCACUACCGCCGCGCUCUCGCCUCCGCUCGGCGGUGGAGGCUCCUUCUCGGCGCGCUUCACGUUCCAGCUGGAGGGGCAGAACGAGGCUGACGUGGCAACGGGGCUUGCUUUCGUCAUGAUUGGCGGAACCAACACCGCCGUCGGAUCGCCCAGCCUUGCCGGCUACGGCGGCGCCGCCUUCGAUGCCAGCGUGGCAGUGGUGCUGAGCGGCCGCCCGCCCAUCUCUGCCGGCGUGCUUUCCGCUGGUCCUGGGAGUGGAGCAGCACUCCCCACGCGGGUGCAGCAGCACGCCUGGGUGGACUACGACGCCUCUAGCACCACCCUCCGCCUCUUCCUCAGCGGCUCCUCCCCCACUAAGCCUGCAGCUCCGGUGCUCUCCGAGCCCGUCGACCUGCCUCGGGUGCUCGGCUUGGCACCAGACGGCAGCUGCCCAGACGGCAUUGGCGAGGCGGCGGUGGGCGGCGGCGGUUGUCUGUUUGUGGGGUUCACGGGAGGGUCGGCAGCAGUGGAUACAGCCGAGCUGGCAGCAGCGGGGGUGGUCGCCGGAGGGGAGCUCAUUCAGACCAUCGGGCCCGGACCGAACUUCCCCAUCUGGCUUGACACCACCACCAAUGCUGCCGGCUGUGCCUUCUCCAUCCCGAGCCUCAGCCUCAGCCUCGGCACCGAGGCGGGAGCGGUGGCUUUUGAGGCCGCGUUUUCGUUUUCGUUUGCGGCGAGUGCGGAUUACAACAGCUGGGGCAGUCGAGGGCUGGCGUUUGUGCUCACUGCCGGGGAGAAGACCGCCUGUGGCCGCAGCUCCGGCAGCAACAUAGGCUAUGGAUCAGCUCCCAACGCGUCCUUUGCAAAGAGCAUAGCGGUGGAGCUGAGGGCGCGGCCGACGGCGUGUGUGGCGGUGGUGGUGGGCGGGCAGGUGGCCGGCGACAACUGUGCCGACUCCGAUGCCAUGGCGCUGCUGCCGCCCAGCCAGGCGUUCACGCUGAACGAGGCGCAGCACGUGUGGUUGAGUUACGACGGCAGCAGCGGCGCGCUGCAGGUGUUUGUGUCACCCGGCGCGGCCAGCAAGCCCUCGGCGCCCGUGCUGGUGGCGCCCGUCGAUGUGGCGCCCGUGCUGGGCGGCACGGCGGGGCUGUCGGUGUCGGUUGGCUUCACAGGCGCGUCGUGGUGGACGUGGGUGGACGACCUUGAAGACCACAUCAUCCACUCCCUCUCCUUCCAGGCUGUCCCCCCCGGGUCCCAGCAGUCGCUGCCGCCCUCCCCUGCGCCCACCACGUGCCACCUCGCCCCCUCCAACACGCGUCUCACCUGUUUGGGCUUUGCGGGCCACUCAGCCUUCCGCCUCAACGGCUAUGCCCACGUGGGGCCCGCCCCCUCCUUCCCCCUCGUCCUCGACACCGGCGGCACCGCUGGCAGUGCUCUCACGCUCGCUGACAUGGCGCUCUCGCUGGAUUCGUCCACGUCAGCAGCGACUGCCGGAGUAGACCCAGCGGCGACAGCGGCAGCAGUGGCGUUUGAGGCAGCGUUUGCGUUCUCGGUGUGGACGGAGACGUCGUAUGGUUACCGGGGCAGCAGGGGCUUGACUUUUGUCAUUAGCAGCGGUGACAAGACUGCAUGCGGGUCCAGCGACAUGGGAGCCAUAGGGUACGGGGGAGCGGCGCCAGGGGCGUUCAACGGGAGUGUGGCAGUGGAGCUACGGUCGGGGCCCACCUCGUGUGUAGCUGUGGUGGUGAACGGUGUGGCUUCAGGUGACAACUGCGCUGCUGCUGACCACAUGACCGGCCUCACUGGAAAUCAGGAGAUUGCACUGAGCGAGAGGCAGCACGCGUGGGUGGCAUACGACGGCACAUCCCAGUCACUCGAGGUCUAUCUGGGCGGCAGCGACGGCUUAAAGCCCGAGGAACCGGUGCUGAGGGCGUCGCUUGAUCUCGUGGCUGUCAUUGGUGCCACGUCAGCGUCUGUGGGGUUCACAGCUGGCACGUGGUGGUGGGGAUGUGGCGACACGGACGACCACCACCUCAUCCACUCCUUCACCUUCAACACCGUCGCCCCGGGGUUCUUGCCAGGAGCGCAGCCCACACAGGCGCCCACCUGCGAAACCACCGCCUCCUCGCUCAACUGCGUCGGCUUUGCCGGCUCCACCCCCUUUGACCUCAACGGCUACACCCAGCUGGGCCCGGCGCCGCUCUUCCUGCUCUGGCUCGACUCGUACGAUUCUGUCGGCUCUGCGCUCUCCCUCGCGCCCCUCUCCCUCCUCACCCCCUCCGCCCGCUCCUCCGCCUUUGAAGCCGCCUUCUCCUUCACCUUCCUUGCUGACGCGUGUCCUGUCACCCCGGUCACGGGUCGAGGAUUCACCUUUGUGCUCACCAGUGGCCCAGUAACUGCUGUCGGACCACAAAACGCAAGUUCCCUGGGCUACGGGUCGGCCGGAGCGGCGUUCCUCAAGAGUGUGGCAGUGGAGUUUCGCCUGUGCCCUGUACCCUGUAUAGCCGUCUCCUCUAAGGGAGUCCUGGCAGGAGAUGGAUGCGCUGGUGCAGAGUUCUACACCGUUCUUCCCCCAGAGAAGGCCUUCCCCCGCAACACUCAGCAGUACGCCUGGGUGAGCUACGAGGGGGCCUCUCAGACCCUCAACGUGUUCCUGGGGGGAUCGUCCAAAGUCAAGCCAGGUGUACCAGCGCUCACUGCCCACGUGGACAUUGAAACCAUCCUCGGCGCCACGUCAGCGUCCGUGGGGUUCACAGCUGGCACGUGGUGGGGGCAGGACAUGGCGAGCGAGCGCCACAUCAUCCACCAGCUCAGCUUCGUGGGAGGAACUUUCCUGGAAACGACCAACAUAACGGCAGAGCUGACGAGUGCCUUUGCCUACUCCAACGAAACAGACCUCUCCCUCUUCACCACCACCGCACCCACACCCACACCCACCGCUGCCACCGCCACCACCACCACCACCACCCUCACUGACCCGUUUCUCUCAUCUCCGGAUGCUCUUUCCACCACCGGAACAACGGGAGGGGCGGCGGUGCUAUCGGAGCUGUCUCCCGACGCCACUCGCGGCACGGUGGAGUUCCGUUUCUCCGCCGCCACUGCCUCGGGGCCUCAGUCCUUUGUGGGGCACCGCCGCAUUGUUGCUUCCCGCCCCGUGGUGAGUGGAGUGGGGCGUGCUGGCACCCAGUCGCGCAUGCCAUUAGCGGUGCUAUCGGAGCUGUCUCCUGAUGCCACACGUGGCACGGUGGAGUUCCGUUUCUCCGCCGCCACCUCCUCGGGGCCUCAGUCCUUCGUGGGGCAGCGCCGCAUCGUUGCCAGUCGACCCGUGGUGAGUGGAGUGGGGCGUGCUGGCACCCAGGUGACAGGUCUGUGUGCACUGGCGGUGCUGACAGACAGGGCAACGUUGUCACCUGAUGCCACGCGUGGCACGGUGGAGUUCCGCUUCACCGCCACCACCUCCUCGGGGCCACAAUCCUUUGUGGAGUGUCGCCGCAUUGUUGCCAGUCGACCCGUGGUGCGUGCACACGUGUACCUGUCCAACAUGGAAGAUUCGCCCAUGGCUGACGUGGCAGUGACGGCACGCAUCACCUACCCCAACGGCACCGACGCCUCCCGCUGCUUCGUCUUCAGCGACCCGCUGCUGCAGGGGAUUGACGACGUCAGCGGUGCAGGCACCCUCCCUUCUGCCACGUCAGCGGGCGUUGAUUGGCUGCUCCUCGCUCUGGACUGCGCCGCGCCUGCCGCUCCCACCAACUUCAAAUUCGCCAGCACCCUGGACUACACCCUGCCUGCAUCAUCAUCAGCACCAGCAUCUUCCAACAAGAGGGUGGAGCUGUCGAGUGUGCGAGUGACGGUGGUCCCUUCACCCAAGCUGCAAGUGCAUUAUUUUGUGCCCCGGCACGUGCAAGGAGACGACCUCACCACUCCUCAGGUCGAGGCACCAGUUCCAGUGACGCUUGCAGCACUCUUCCACAACUCGGGCCACGGCACGGCUGCUGCUGUCGCCACACAGUCACUGCUGCCCACUGCUGCCACCACCACCACCACUGCCGGCGCACCCACAGCUGCCGGCGCACCCGCCGCUGCUGAUGCGGGCGCUACAACUACUACGGGUGACACGAGCAGCGCCGCUAUGAGUUUCAGCAUCACCAGCACUGUGCUGGGCACUGAGCCGCAGCCAGCAUCGUUCUCUGUGAAGGUGGGCAGCAUCCCCCCUUCCGCUACAGCCAUGGUGCGCUGGACCAUAGAGGCCAGCCUUACAGGCACAUUCGAUACAGUCACCACCACCAACACCACAACUGCCACCGCCACCUCCUCCCCGCUCACCGGCCUCUCCCCCAUUCUCGAGUCCGUUGCCAUUCACAACCUCGUGCACGUGGUCUAUCUGCCCGACGCCGCCUCAGUAAGCCCCGCCUCUGGUGAAUCCCCUCAUCAGGUAAGCCCCGCCUCUGGUGAAUCCCCUCAUCAGGCCUCCCCCGAACCCCUCUCCUCCCCCCCGUCCCCCCCCAAAUCCUUCUCCCCCUCCCCCAAACCCUUCUCCUCCCCCCCGUCCCCCUCCAAAUCCUUCUCCCCCUCCCCGGCCCCCUCCAAGCCCCCCGAAACCCCCGUCUCCUCCUCCUCGCCCUCCCCCCAAUCCCCCGAAGCCUCCUCCUCCCCCUUCUCCUCCCCCUCGCCCUCCCCCGAAUCCCCCUCCAAAACCCCCCUCACCACCGCCCCCCAAACCUCCAUCUCCCCCACCCCGUCCUCCGCCCAACCCUCCCCCAAGCCCCCGUCCCCUCCGCCUCGCCCACCCCCUCGUCCUCCCCCAAGUCCUCCUCGCCCGCCCCCACCCCCGAGGCCUCCUUCCCCUCCGCCUCGUCCUCCCCCCCGCCCUCCCCCGAGCCCGCCCAAGGUUGUCUAG
Molecule: messenger RNA, 6318 nt
Organism: Closterium sp. Naga37s-1
Lineage: Eukaryota; Viridiplantae; Streptophyta; Zygnematophyceae; Desmidiales; Closteriaceae
Source: the annotation of a GenBank genome assembly